This is a messenger RNA of Gadus chalcogrammus (walleye pollock), 4887 nucleotides long. RefSeq names its product isoleucyl-tRNA synthetase 1 (gene iars1). Gene Ontology annotation, molecular function: aminoacyl-tRNA deacylase activity; tRNA binding; isoleucine-tRNA ligase activity. NCBI's taxonomy places the organism in Eukaryota, Metazoa, Chordata, Actinopteri, Gadiformes, Gadidae. The record is from RefSeq and is a predicted model, not a curated record. Gene Ontology annotation, biological process: isoleucyl-tRNA aminoacylation. The transcript is spliced from 34 exons. The coding region runs from base 102 to 3908 and encodes 1268 amino acids.
AGAUUUCACUGGGUUUUACACACUUCCGCCCACGACAUGAAUCUAUUGCAUCAUUUCCUUUUGUUUCCAUCUGGCACAGACAGGGAUUGAACACAUAAACCAUGGUGGAGCGGGUGCCUGAGUCCAUCAAUUUCCCCUUUGAGGAGGAGAAGGUCCUCCAGUUUUGGAAUGAGAAGGACUGCUUCCGUGAGUGCCUCAAACAGUCCAAGAAUAGGCCCAGGUACACCUUCUAUGACGGCCCUCCUUUCGCCACGGGGCUACCCCAUUAUGGGCACAUCCUGGCUGGAACCAUCAAGGACGUUGUGACCCGUUUUGCCCACCAGAAUGGCUUCCACGUGGACAGACGUUUUGGCUGGGAUUGCCAUGGUCUGCCCGUGGAGUACGAGAUUGACAAAACAUUAGGGAUUAAAGGGCCUGAUGAUGUCGCCAAGAUGGGUAUCGCUGAGUACAACAAACAGUGCAGAAAUAUUGUGAUGAGAUACGCCACUGAAUGGGAAACUUCUGUGCGGAGGAUGGGCAGAUGGAUCGACUUUGAAAAUGACUACAAGACUCUAUACCCUUCGUUCAUGGAAACUGUAUGGUGGGUGUUCAAGCAGCUGUAUGAAAAGGGUCUAGUGUACAGGGGUGUGAAGGUUAUGCCCUUCUCAACCGCCUGCAACACUCCUCUCUCCAACUUUGAGUCCCAUCAGAACUACAAGGACGUCCAAGACCCCUCUGUGAUUGUCAGCUUCCCCCUGUUGGAGGAUGAGAAUGUGUCUUUGAUUGCCUGGACAACAACUCCCUGGACACUGCCAAGCAACCUCGCCCUUUGUGUCAAUGCCGAGUUCCAAUACGUUAAGGUCAAAGACAAUGCCAACGAGAAGAUCUACAUCAUGAUGGAGGCCAGGCUUGGCGCGCUGUUCAAGGCAGAGGCGGAGUACACCCUGCUGGACAAAUUCCCUGGCAAGGCGCUGAAAGGAAAGAAAUACAAACCUCUAUUUCCCUACUUUGCUGAGUGUGGCGAGUCCGGCGCCUUCCAGGUGGUGACUGAUAACUACGUCAGGGAGGAGGAGGGCACAGGAGUGGUCCACCAGGCCCCGUACUUUGGAGCCGAUGAUUACCGGGUGUGCAUGGAGUACAAAAUCAUCCAGAGAGACCAAGUGCCCAUCUGCCCUGUCGACGCCUCUGGCUGCUUCACAUCUGAGGUGGUUGACUUUGCCGGACAGUAUGUCAAGGAUGCUGACAAGCACAUCAUCAAGUUUCUGAAGGAAACCGGCCGCAUGGUCAACGCAAGCUCUUUCAAGCAUAGCUACCCUUUCUGCUGGAGGUCUGACACCCCACUGAUCUACAAAGCUGUGCCCAGCUGGUUUGUCAGAGUGGAGCACAUGGUGGAGAAGCUGUUGGCGAACAAUGGGAAAUGCUACUGGGUCCCGGAGUUUGUAGGGGAGAAGCGGUUUGGGAACUGGCUGAGGGAUGCCCGCGAUUGGGCCAUUUCCAGGAACCGUUAUUGGGGCACGCCUAUCCCUCUGUGGGUCAGCGAUGACUUUGAGGAGGUGGUGUGUGUGGGCUCCAUUGCAGAACUAGAGGCGCUGACCGGCCACAAAGUCACUGAUCUCCAUCGGGAGAGCAUCGACAGCCUGACCAUCCCGUCCCGCUGUGGGAAGGGCGUGCUGCGCCGGAUCUCGGAGGUGUUCGACUGCUGGUUCGAGAGCGGCAGCAUGCCCUACGCCCAGGCCCACUACCCCUUCGAGAACCGCAAGGAGUUCGAGGACACGUUCCCCGCCGACUUCAUCGCUGAGGGAAUCGACCAGACAAGAGGAUGGUUCUACACCCUGCUGGUCCUGUCCACCGCCCUGUUCGGCAAGCCGCCCUUCAAGAACGUCAUCGUCAACGGACUGGUGCUCGCUAGCGAUGGGCAGAAGAUGAGCAAGCGCAAGAAGAACUACCCAGAUCCCGGGCUGAUCGUGAAGAGCUACGGCGCCGAUGCCCUCAGACUGUACCUGAUCAACUCUCCAGUGGUGAGAGCCGAGAACCUGCGCUUCAAGGAGGAAGGCGUGCGGGAUGUGCUGAAGGACGUCUUCCUGCCCUGGUACAACGCCUACCGCUUCCUGGUGCAAAACGUGCAGAGGCUGCACCAGGAGCAAGAUGUCACGUUCCAGUACAACGAGAACACCGUCAAGCAGAGCGACAACAUCAUGGACAAGUGGGUUCAGUCCUUCACCCAGUCUCUCAUUCAGUUCUUCAGGGCCGAGAUGGAUGCCUACCGCCUGUACACGGUGGUGCCGCGCCUCGUCAAGUUCGUGGACAUGCUCACCAACUGGUACGUGAGGACCAACCGCCGCCGGCUCAAGGGGGAGAGCGGCACGGAGGACUGCCUGUGGGCGCUGGAGACCCUCUUCAGCGUGCUCUUCUCCAUGUGCAGGCUGAUGGCUCCGUUCACUCCCUUCAUCACCGAGAUGAUGUACCAGAACCUGCGUCGCCUCAUCGACCCGGCCUCCGUGGAGGAGAAGGAGGCUGGCAGCAUCCACUAUCUCAUGCUCCCCCAAGUCAGGGAGAGUUUGAUUGACAAGCGCAUAGAGAGUGCCGUCUGCCAGAUGCAGUCGGUGAUUGAGUUGGGAAGAGUGAUCCGAGACAGGAAGACACUACCUGUUAAAUAUCCCCUUAAAGAGGUAGUGGUGAUCCACCAGGACGCUGAAGCACUGAAAGACAUCCAGUCCCUGCAGAAAUACAUCCUGGAGGAGCUCAAUGUACGCGAAUUGACCAUGUCGACGGACAAGGACAAGUACGGCAUCCGUCUGCGAGCGGAGCCCGACCACAUGGUGCUGGGGAAGAGGCUGAAGGGAGCCUUCAAAGCCAUCACAGCCUCCAUUAAGGAGCUGUCCAGCGAGCAGCUCGAGGCCUUCCAGAAGACAGGCUCCAUCACAGUAGACGGUCACGAGCUGCACGAGGAGGACCUGAGGCUGAUGUACACCUUUGACCAGAGCUCUGGCUCAGCCACCCAAUACGAGGCCCACUCUGACUCUCAGGUCCUAGUGCUGCUGGACGUCAGCCCGGACCAGUCCAUGAUGGACGAGGGAGUGGCCCGCGAGGUCAUCAACCGCAUUCAGAAACUGCGCAAAAAGGGCCACUUGGUGCCUUCCGAUGAGAUCACGGUGCACUACCGUUGCAAGCCAGCCGGAGAAUACCUGGAGUCUGUGAUCCAGGCCCACACAGAGUUCAUCCUUGCCACCACCAAAGCCCCUCUCAUGCCCUACCCCGUCCCCAAGACCGCCAGCGUCAUUGUGGAGGAGACCACCCAGCUGAAGGGUUCAGACCUGGAGUUCACCAUCGUGAAGAGGGGCUCGGCCCCCCAGGGACCCCUCAACGGACCUGCGUGUGCAUACGUCAACCUCAAGGUCAAAGUCAACAGCAAGGAGCAAGAGGGCGUGGUGCUCUUGGAGAACCCCAGGGGCGACAACAAGAUUGACAUGGACAACCUCUCCAGGGUGUGCAGCAGCGUCUUUGGCACAAACAACACACAACUCUCUUUCUUCAGUGGCAAGAAUGAGCUGACCAACAAAUCGGACAUUCAAGCUCUCCUUGGUAACACCCUAAGUGUGACAUCAUCAGGCUCCGCCCCUAGCCCAGCCUUGGCUACAGACACCAUCCUGUGCCCCUAUGUCAACCUGCAGCUCUGCAAUAGCCGUCCAUCUGAGUGCCUGACUGGGGAGGUGGGUACGCUCCUCCUGGUUAACCCUCUGGGACACAACGCACUGGACUCCUCCGGGCUGCUCCUGGAGGCCACCAGACUGUUCGGCCUGCGCGGCCGCCGCCUCAGACUCUACCUGGACCAGGAGCUCAGUCAGGAACUGCCGGCCGACGCUUCUGUUAACUCUCUGAACACCAAGACCUUGUUUGUGAGAGUUCUUCCCACCACUGCCGAGGCAUAGGCCCACAGCACCAAAGCGUUCCCAGCUGCCUUCUUGGCUUGACCCAUUGUAUCCAUUUGCAAUCCCCCUAGGUUACACAACCAAACAGGCACUGGUUGAACUGAGUCCAUGAAAAACCUUUCUCAACUGCUCACACGUUAAGAUGCCACCGUGGAAGUACAUAAAAACUUGUGUCGCUGUCACACUGGCAUAUAUUUAUCAAGAGUAGCUGUCAUUACAGUACCUUGAGAUAUCUUACGCCAUAAUCCCUGGUUGGAAGUAAAAGUUAUGAGUACAAUUCUUCUUUAAGGGAGAUCCAUCCAUGGAUAUUUUAGAUUAAACAUUACUUUAAUGAACAAAAAUUCAAUGUAGAAUCACAGACGGUUUUCUCAGGUUAUAACUAAAGAUGUGCUUGGCUUACUCACAAAUUAUAUCACAAAUUCCAUUUUUAUGUAUUAAGUAAGAAAAUGUAAAUGGGAAUCCAUGCUAGAGCUACAAGACUGGAAGGUUGGGGGCCUCUUUGAUCUAGUGUUAAAGCCAACCUUCACACCGCUGGAUGCUUUCCCUUUAGCAUGGCUGUGAAUCAACGCUUCAAUGGUGAAUGGUUUAGAGAUACUUUUCUGCGAUGUUUUUUGGAGAACCUGUCCUCCUGUAUUAGAAAUUCAACAGCUUGCCCUGGCAAUUAAAAUACACUUCACAGAUCAAGGUGCAGCCAUUUUUUGGUGAAUUAGGGUUUGAUCUACUUUUAUCUUUUGGACAGUGGGAGUAGGUAUAGAGUACAAUUGGAGUCGCAAGUCCUAAAUGUCCUAUUUUUGGGGUCAAAUUAAAUGAACGUAACAAUAAAAGAAACUACAAAAUCUUUGCUGUCCAUUUUUUACAUUUUACAGUUGUGUGGGUGUGUAUGUCACAUGUAUGAUGUUUUUGUGCGAAACGAUUCAAAUUUGUAAAUUUAGCACCAACAUUCGUAAAACUAGACGCCAAGCUUUACGAUUAGUGAACG